AUGAAUGCCCGUGAUAUAAAUUUGUCAGCCUGGCCAAAGGCCAUGUGGCAAGGCUGCUGUCCCAGGCUAAGUCACAUAUCCUGUGGUGACAACUUGUGGUCCUGCUUUCAGGUGGAACAGUCCAAAGUGCUGAUAAAGGAGGGGGGCGUCCAGCUCACUUUGACCAUCGUAGACACACCAGGCUUUGGAGAUGCAGUGGACAACAGCAACUGCUGGCAGCCCGUCAUCAACUACAUCGACAGUAAGUUUGAAGACUUCCUGAAUGCUGAAUCCCGCGUAAACAGGAGGCAGAUGCCUGACAACAGGGUGCACUGCUGCUUGUACUUCAUCGCCCCCUCUGGUCACGGACUGAAGCCUCUUGAUAUUGAGUUCAUGAAGCGUCUUCAUGACAAAGUCAAUGUCAUCCCCCUCAUCGCCAAGGCUGAUACUCUCACGCCAGAGGAGUGCCAACUGUUCAAAAAACAGAUUAUGAAGGAGAUCCAGGAGCACAAAAUCAAGAUCUAUGAGUUUCCUGACACAGAGGAUGAUGAGGACAGCAAACUGAUCCGAAAGAUAAAGGAGAAGAUGCCUCUGGCAGUGGUUGGUAGCAAUGUGGUGAUCGAAGUAAAUGGCAGGAAGGUUAGAGGGCGUCAGUACCCCUGGGGUGUGGCAGAAGAGGGCAUUAUUGUGGAGAACGGUGAGCACUGUGACUUCACAGUCCUGAGGAAUAUGCUCAUCAGGACUCACAUGCAGGACCUGAAGGACGUGACCAAUAAUGUUCACUAUGAAAACUACCGGAGUAAGAAAUUAGCAGCCGUCACCUGCAACGGGGUCGACGCCACCAAGAACAAGGGCCAGCUCACAAAGAGUCCCCUGGCCCAGAUGGAGGAGGAGAGGAGGGAGCAUGUGAUGAAGAUGAAGAAGAUGGAAAUAGAGAUGGAGCAGGUCUUUGAGAUGAAGGUCAAAGAAAAGAAGCAAAAGCUGAAGGACUCUGAGGCAGAGUUGGAGCGGCGUCACGAACAGAUGAAGAAGAAUCUAGAAGCUCAGUAUAAAGAGAUUGAGGAGAAGAGGCGCCAGUUUGAGGAGGAAAAAGCCAACUGGGAGGCCCAGCAACGCAUCCUGGAGCAGCAGAAACUUGAUGCAUCAAAGACAAUGGAAAAGAACAAGAAAAAAGGAAAAAUCUUUUAAAGACAUCAUGAAGCUCCAUUCCUUAUAAAACCAGAAACUCCUUGCAUCUCUUUUGAUGCUCUGAUGUUUUAUGACCCCAUAAGAAACGCAUGCUGGAGUGCUAGGGUACAGUUAACUGCACAUUCCAUUGCACCAUGAAUGAUAUUUUUAUAGUCACACCCACACACAACUUUACCGCACUCUUCUGGUUGACUAUUAUAUUGCACCACAUGCCCAGUAUGUCAAGUGUUUGUUCACGACCUUUCGAUUAGAGAAUAUUGACCAACAUUACUUUAAAUUGUGGUUAUUACAAACAAUACUUCAUCUUUGUAACAAUUUCUGACUGUACAGACAGACAUGUUCAACUCUGCUGUCCACAUUCACACAUCUUAGUGUUAAGAUGGUCUUAUGGUAGGUUCGUAUGGGUGUGAUGGAGAAUGAGACAGACAGACAGAAGCAAGUGCAGAGUUACGACAGAGCUAAGCAUGUAUGCGUUGAAAAGCAAAGCUAUGGAUAAAUGGUUUAUGUUUUUUUUUGGUUUCUGCUGGUGUGUGAGACAUGAUGCUGUGUGUUUCUUUGGGGUCGUAAACAUUUGAAGACCUGUUUUAACAUUAUUGCACAGCUAAAUUAUGACUUUUAACAGUUUUCCAUGUGUUUAAACCCAUUUGCUGGCUGUGUACGUAGAUAAUUGUGUCCCUACCAUAAAUGGUGUUAUACAAAAUGGCAUGAUUGUCAAUAUUAAUAACAAUAGUCAUUUUUGAUAUGGAUGGAUAUAAAAUAAUUACAAUAAUAUUAUAGGAUGUUGCUCGAACAUUCUGCCUUAAAAUUGCAGACUCUUUCGGCAUUUGUCUGCUCAUGUUUUUUUGUUCUUUUUUUUAUUUUUUAUUGUGAACCGAUUAUGUUAGAUGUCCCUCAAUCAAUUCCUAAACUGAUCUGAGACCAGUUUGUUUCAUUUUAAUAGUCGGAACUUGGAUUUUUAGUUGUUGGGGCUGGUCCUAGAUCAGGGCUUGGUGGUCACUUUUGACCCAAGUGAGUUCAGUAUAUCUAAACAGAUGUUAUUUUAGCCAUUCUUACCCAGAUUACCCAUUAUAAUAAACUCACUUUACAUUCUAAAUGUAAAUGAGAGUGGAAGCUCUCUGUUUCUGUUGGAUAGUUUAGAUUUAUAACACUCAGGCUUCA
Molecule: messenger RNA, 2325 nt
Organism: Sinocyclocheilus grahami
Lineage: Eukaryota; Metazoa; Chordata; Actinopteri; Cypriniformes; Cyprinidae
Product: septin-7-like
Exons: 12
Coding region: 1-1167 (388 amino acids)
Cellular component (GO): septin complex
Molecular function (GO): GTP binding
Source: RefSeq, a predicted model, not a curated record